Molecule: messenger RNA, 820 nt
Organism: Drosophila innubila
Lineage: Eukaryota; Metazoa; Arthropoda; Insecta; Diptera; Drosophilidae
Product: cold and drought-regulated protein CORA-like
Exons: 2
Coding region: 1-798 (265 amino acids)
Source: RefSeq, a predicted model, not a curated record
AUGAAGCUGUUCGUUUGCCUGAUUGCCUGUGUGAGCUUGGCCCAAGCUGGCUUCCUCGGUGGUGGCGGUGGUGGUGGCUGGUCCUCGGGCGGUGGUGGUGGCUAUUCCGGCGGUGGCUACUCCGGCGGUGGCUACUCCGGCGGUGGCUACUCCGGCGGUGCUGCACCCACUGUUGUCAAAGUAAUCCACGAGGAAGGUCACGGACAUGGACACGGCGGCGGUGGUGGUUUCGAUCACGGUCAUGGACAUGGCGGUGGCUUCGAUCAUGGACAUGGACAUGGCGGUGGCGAAGUCAAAAUCGUCAAAGUUAUCCACGAAGAGGGACAUGGACAUGGACACGGCGGUGGUUUCGAUCAUGGACAUGGACACGGCGGUGGUUUCGAUCAUGGUCACGGACACGGCGGUGGUUUCGAGCAAGGUGGUGAGGUGAAGAUCGUCAAGGUCAUUCAGGCUGCUGGUCACGAUGCGGGCUACUCCCACGGUGGUCACAGUCACAGUCACGGCGGUGGUUACAGUCACGGCGCUGGUCACAGUCACAGCGGUGGUGAAGUGAACAUUGUCAAGGUGAUCCACGAGGAAGGUCACGGACACGACGCUGGCUUUGGCGGUGGACACGGACACGGACACGGAUUCGAGCACGCCGGUUACGGUGGACACGAUCAUGGUCAUCAGGCGGAGGAUGUGAAAAUCAUCAGCGUCAUCGGCGAAGGUGUUGGCGGUGGUGUGAGCGGUGGUGGUGAUGCCGGUGGUUGGUCGGCCGGCGGUUGGUCUGCCGGUGGUGCAUCUGGCUGGGAUUAAGCUAGACACAAGCCGCAUUACA